Messenger RNA from Meleagris gallopavo (turkey), 1032 nucleotides. RefSeq names its product signal sequence receptor subunit 2 (gene SSR2). The record is from RefSeq and is a predicted model, not a curated record. NCBI's taxonomy places the organism in Eukaryota, Metazoa, Chordata, Aves, Galliformes, Phasianidae. Gene Ontology annotation, cellular component: membrane; endoplasmic reticulum.
GCUCAGACUUCCUGUCCCUUUGAGCUGACUUCGGCUGACGCCGACUCCGACUUUUCUCCCGCUGAUUUCCGCUUUUCCCCUGCUGACUUCCGCUUUUUCCCCUUUGACUUCCGGUCUCUCCGUGCUGACUCGGCCUUCCGCCGGCGCGGAGAUGAAGCUCCUGAUUCUCGCUGUGUUUGCCCUCUUUUAUGUGGCCCGCUGUGAGGAGGGCGCCAGGCUGCUGGCCUCCAAGUCUCUGCUCAACAGAUACGCAGUGGAGGGCAAAGACCUCACUCUGCAGUACAACAUCUACAACGUUGGCUCCAGUGCUGCCUUAGAUGUGGAGCUGUCGGAUGAUUCCUUCCCCCCGGAGGAUUUUGGCAUUGUCUCUGGGAUGCUCAACGUCAAGUGGGACAGAAUUGCUCCAGCAAGCAAUGUGUCCCACACUGUGGUUCUGCGGCCUCUCAAAGCUGGAUAUUUCAACUUCACCUCUGCUACCAUCACCUACCUGGCACAGGAGGGCGGACAGGUGGUGGUCGGUUUCACGAGUGCUCCUGGGCAGGGAGGAAUCCUGGCUCAGCGUGAGUUCGACAGGAGGUUCUCCCCUCAUUUUCUGGACUGGGCGGCCUUCGGCGUGAUGACUUUGCCCUCCAUUGGGAUCCCACUGCUGCUGUGGUACUCGAGCAAGAGAAAAUACGACACCCCCAAGACCAAAAAGAACUGAGAGUGGCCCCGUGGGCCCGGCACCCCCAGAGCUCAGGAGAGAGCAGCACAGAGGAGCACAGAGGAGCACAGAGGAGCACAGAGGAGCACAGAGGAGCACAGAGGAGCACAGAGGAGCAGGUGUGUUCAGAUCAGCAGCAGCAGCUCCUGAGAGCGCUGCAUUUCAGCCCUGUUGGUGAGAGGGGGCCCCUGCUGGCACCGCUGUGCUUUUUUUCCUCGCUCUUAUUGCAGUGAAGAGUUGCUGGUUUGGUUUUUCUUUCUUCUGUUGCUCUGGUGAGGGUUGAGGUGUGUGGAGGUACGGAGGAUUUUGUAAUAAAUGCCCUGAAAGAA